This is a messenger RNA of Strongylocentrotus purpuratus (purple sea urchin), 6595 nucleotides long. RefSeq lists its product as uncharacterized. The record is from RefSeq and is a predicted model, not a curated record. Bases 582 to 3329 code for a protein of 915 amino acids. Lineage: Eukaryota; Metazoa; Echinodermata; Echinoidea; Camarodonta; Strongylocentrotidae. Gene Ontology annotation, molecular function: protein binding. The transcript is spliced from 11 exons.
AACUUGUCUAGAGCUAGACAAUAAUACCGUCGAUCGCCCGCGCGCGGUGGUAAUAUAACACAGCCUGAUCUGAGCUGACUCGAGUGAAAUUAUAUGUUGCUCUCAAAGACGUUUAAAUAUAAUUGCUCUCGAUUAUGCCAAAGUGUGUAAGGGUCACCGGUCACAUUUGCUUUAUCGUAAAAAGAAUUUCUAAUUUACCCUCACGAGUACGAGUCACAACAAAAUCCGAUAUCCGGUCGCUGAGGAGCCUAGCCGGAGCUGAGUGCGGCGCCGAUGACGAAGCUGAGCUGAGGGCCUAGGAUCGAUGUGAGGUCACUACACUUGAUCCCCUACCGGUGUGUAGCCCGACAGGUCUAGUAGUACCGUGCGUACCGCCUUUCGACGCGACUUGUUGUGUACUCGGCGGCGCAUUUGUGAAUGUGAUUACUUGUUUUGUUGAGCCCUUCUUCUUCUUCUUAUCUUCCAUUUGAGCAUCGGCCUCUUAAAUAGAGCAUUUUCGUUCUUUGAGUGGUGACUUUGUGCCGUAUGCAGGGUGUUGCUGCAUCUACUCAGUUUGUUUGAGAUGCAGAGGAGUCUAAACCAUGGCAGAUGUUGCAGAAUUUCUUCGACAAAAGGGGUUUAACGACGUCGAUAUUAUUAAAGGUUUCAUGGAUAAUGACAUUGAUAUGUCGAUCCUGCCCACCAUCACAGAAUCUGAUCUUCGGGAAUUGGGCAUCGGGAAGACGUUCGGAGAAAGGCGUCGGUUGAUAUUGGCGAUACAGACCCCAAAAUCUACACCUCUGAGUGCCAGCAGUAGUACUUGUAGCCGUGUGCAGAUGGGCCAAGCUCCCUUGCCUUCCCGUCCAAAUAUACCUGCGAGCUACAGGGCACCCCUUACAAUGCCAGAGGACUACAACAUAAGGAGCAUUCUUCAUAGCCAUUACAAGGGAAGGGCAGUUCUUAGAGAGCUGGAUACCGGAAGGAUGCCAUCUGUUAUGAACAGGAGGGCCCUGGUGCAAGUGACGGUUGAAUAUCUCAUUUCGAACGGAGGCCAUUUGUUGUACCCAACCAAUGAGCAAAAGCACGCCUUGGCAUUGGCAAUUGUUUACCAGUUUCCACGUAUGAGGAACAACCUACGGGGGGAACAGGGCUAUGAGUACCUUUACUAUAAAGGUCAUGGCUUUUUAGAGUACCGUCUGAAGACCCUACGAACAACAGCUGCACGUCGGAAGGCCAGUGCUGAACUAUGGGAUCCUGUUCAUCCAGAAGGAAUGAUGGGAAUGGACUUGAUGGAUUCUGAUAAUCAAAGUCUUGGUGAUGAUAUUCAUGGACAGAUUGAUGAUGCUACCACUUCAAGUUCUCCUAAAGACAAUGGUGAACCGCAUGAAAGGGUAGAAACAAUCGCCCUGAAAUCCUCAGAUCAAUGGGCAGAGGAUAGCGCCUUUGCACAGAUGGACCAAACUCCAGAUCCUCAUCCAACUGGAAACGAUGAUGAUUGUAUGCUAGUUGAACCAGAGGAUAUGUUGAAGUCACACUCGAUGAAAUUGGAAAAUCAAAGUGUGCGUGAGAACAUUCGUGUUAAGCUGUACAAUGUUUCCCAAUCAACAGGUCAAUGUGUAAACCAUGUUGAAUGUCCAAAAAUGCUGGAUAUACACCCUGGGAAAUCUCAAAAUAAAAGUGCGAAUGCAAACAUCCAUGUUCAGUUGGGCCAAAUUUCACUUCAAAGUCUAAACCGAAAUUAUGUUGAAUCACAAGACACGUUGGAGACACCCUCCCUGGAGUCCCCAUAUCAAAGUGCAAGGGACAGUAUUCAUAGAAAGAUGGGCAGUGGUUAUCAUCCAAGUUCAACCGGAAAACACAUUGAACCUCCGCUUAUGAUGGAUAAACACGCCAGGACAUCUCAGAAUCGAAGUCCAAAUGUGAACAGCCAUGUCGAGAUGGGCCAUCCUUCCCAUCUGGUUUCAACCGCAAACAACGUUGACUCAGAAAUGUUGGAGCGGCAUUUCUCGAAAUUUCGACAUCAACAUGGAAGUGAUGACAUCCACGUGCUGCCUGACCAGACUUCUCAUCUGAGGCAAGCUCCCAGUGCAAGCAUUGAUGAGGAAGCAAGUUGUUACAAUGUAGCCCCAUAUUCAAGGCCAGAGCACUACAACAUAAGGGGAAUUCUUAAAAGCCAUCCUAAGGGAAGGCUAGUUCUUACGGACCUGGAUUUGGGCAAUAUGCCAUCAGCCAAGAACAGGAGACUCCUGGUACAGGUGAUGGUUGCGUAUCUGGUUGAGAAUGGGGGUGAGAAGUUGUAUCCCUCUGUGGAGCAGAAAGAAGCCUUGGCAGUAGCAAUUGUUUCCCAGUUUCCGUGUACAAAGGACAAGCUUCCAGGUGCAGAGGGUCAUGAGUACCUUUACCAUAAAGGUGGUGGCUUUUUAGAGUUCCGCCUCAAGACCCUACGAACUACAGCUUCGCGUCAUAGGUUAAAAAAGAAAUCUGUUCAACCGCACGAAAUGGUGAAGAUACAGCCCCUUGGAUCUCCAGGUGAAAACAUCAGCAUAACUAAAGUAGUAGAAGAGCAAGAAGAGCAAGAUGAUGCGAGUUAUGACUGGGAACCAGGUGAAUCGGAAAAUACGAUGGCCAUCAAAGCCUUCUUCAAGGAUACACACUCACAUCGAACCAAGUGGAUCCAAGAUGGGGACAUGAGUAUCUCGGACAUCAUAGCAGUGUAUCCCUGCUACAAGGAUGUGCCAAUCCUGAUUGACUACGACUUCUCAUUGAAGUAUGGGGCAGAGGCUGCAAACUCCCUGAUAUCAUGGCUGCCGGCAUUUACAGAAUCUGUUCUGGCCUUGGCAAAGACCAAGGAACGUGCAUCUAGUAUCCUUGAAUCCUUCGGUGACAAUGGAGAUAUCUACCUCUGCGCCCUGUAUGUCCUACUGGAACUCCUGCCAAGUCCCACAGGGAAGGUCUCAAAAAAGCAACAGAAAAUUGCCGGAAAAACUGGAACCCGUAAACAAGACACAACCAACCGUGUUUUUCAACAUCAUCCACUUGGGUUUGAUGUUGCUCGGUAUGUUGCCGGGAAGCCAGCGAGACUGAAACAGCCAUUCCUGCUGUGCCUAGGGCCCAAAACAGCACCGGAGGAGUACUAUAUCAUCGCAGAUGAUAUGGCUAUACCGGCGGGAAGCUCUACCCUUGAGGCUUUUGGCAGGCUCUUCAAGGCCUACUGUGUCUUCAAGGCGCAUUUUGACAGUCGUGUCUUGAUCUUCUACAAUUUCUUUUCCUCUGUGGUGUACAAGGUGACAAACAAUAUAUCUCCUCAAGUCAGAGCCUUUUAUUUGCUCCUGUCCAACCAAGAAAAUUAAUAAUCCCUGAGGGACCUGAGGAGAAAAAUGAUCCAUGACUUGAUGGACAUCAACUACAAGGAUUACAUCUCACCGAAGGUAGAACGAACAAGACGGGGCCAUGACCAACAAUUCUAUAUCAACAAAGUCAGGACGGAUGCACAUGCAUACUUAUUCUUCCCAAGGACAGUUAAGGACUGGAACAGUCUCUCUCCCUUAAUUGUAGCCCAACCUUCCUUAAAUACUUUUAAAUAUUUGUUUAUUUCCAACUUAAAGCCAGCACCUUAAGUUGGUGGCCGCACAUGACGACAAACCUCCAGUUUAAACCCCUUUACAGUGCUUUUUGAGGAAUCCUACAAAGUACCAAGUAUUUUUUGUAGAUUUUCCCUGACUCACACACAUUUUUUGAAACCACCAAAUGUUUCCAGGACCCAUAAUAAGGUGAAAACUUCUGUUUAUUACUUUGUCUGUAUCUACUGUCUCAAAUGGUGCCAGCAGUCAUUAUCCUAGUCAUAUGAAUAUGAGUAGGAGGAGAAGAAAAAUGUAAUAUCACUAUUUUGAGAAAAACAAGAAAAACAUCAAGAAAGUUACAAUUCCUAGAAUUUAAGAUCUAUACAAAUAUUGGAGAGACUCCAGUAGAGAGAUUUUCAUGAUGACUUUGCCACUUAUAGUAUUUAUUGUUGAGAUUAUUUUCUUUUUCAACUUAAAGAGAGAAGAGACUAUUUCUUAAUGAUACAUAAUACGUAACUUAUUUUUACAUGUCUUCUCAAUAAAAUGUGUUUGUUCCACAGCUAUUUAAGGUAGACAUUUGUGUUGUGCGUAUAUAAAUCUAUUAUAUUCAAUCAAUUACGGAAGUGUUGUUGGGGGCAAUACAAAGAAAUACUAUUCUCCAGAACUGAUCUGUACAAAUAGUUUUAAAAAUAAAUUGUAUGUUCUCCUAAACAAUAUUUAUGAAUUACUGAAACUCAUUGUGAAACUAAUAUUAGAUCUGGUGAUCAUAUUAACGAAACCUAAAACAAAUUAUUGCAAAUGCCAACAAUCAUAAAGAGGUGCUAAAUUCUGGAAUAGUAGUGAAAAAGUAGUUCCACCAGGUAUGUCAUUCAACAGUUUCAAAAUCCAUAUCAAGAAACGCCUGGUCAAUAAAUUAUUAUUUUAUGAAAAACAAUACCGGUAGUCUUUUGUGCAAAUUCUUAUCCACUGAAAAAGAUUGCCAACCCUCUCCCUCCCUUAUUUUAUUUCUACUGUCACCAUAUUUUUUCACAUGUCUUUGUAUCUGUAUGUGUUAUUUUGUUUGUUUUAUACUUUUAUAAUGUAUGUAUAUAUGUGCAUUUGUCUUUUAAAUUAUUUUAUAGUGAUAUUAUUUUUAAGUGUAUAACCUAGCCUCAUGUCUUUCAUUUUGCUGUAUGGUUUUUUGACCAAAUUGAAGAUAGUUUCUUCAGAAAUGACACAAAUGAAAUCAAUUCCAAGAAUUCAAACCUUGUAAGAAUAAAAAAACCUAGAAAAACAUACAACUUACCUAAAGUUUAUUAAAUGUACCAAAUCACAACAGACACCACACAGAAAAUCUGCAUAGGGAACUAGCCGAAGCUCCAUGAGAUACAUGUAACUUACCAAUUGGAAGCAACAUCUAUUGUCGUCAGUCUUUGUGAAUAGAUAAGCUCUAUUCCAUUCCAUCGCGAGAAUUAAUCAAAUGGAUGUGAGGGAAUAGAGUUGAAUGACGGAGAAUGGCUUUGCUCCUAUGUCACAUAAUCAUAGAAUUUUUCUAGAUAUAUAUAUAUAUAUAUAUGGUGUUAUUGCUCCAGGAUGAACAUAGUCAUUUAGAAUCUUCUGGAAUUUGUAUGGUGUGGAUGUGUAAAUAAUCAUAAGGAAAUUAUGUAUAGAUGACUAGUAAUCAGAAUUCAUAGCAUGUAUUUAUGUCUAUGCUAAUCUAUAUAUAAUUUUCUACACAAUAGGAGAUUGUGUAGAGUAACUUUUCUAAUUCUGUAAUGUGUAAACAAGAAAUGAAAACAAGACGUGACCUCACCUUUGUGUAAAUAUUUGAGUAAGAGUGUAGCAUUAAAAUGAGUCUAUAUACAGAUCAAUGGAACCCUUUCCUACUGGGUGGAAUGAUAUGGAACUUCUCAGAGAUUCACAAACCAGCCCUGAUUGUUAUACCUAGUUGUAGGUAGAAAUUUUCUAGUCAUGGUUUUAGAUUGUUUAAAAGUUGGAAGCAUGCACAAAUUAGAUGAAAAUUUAUCCGGAUCAAUAUUGGUUUCGCUGAUGGUAAUGUAAAUUAAAAAUAAAUAUAUGAUAAGAAAUCUUGUUAAUGCUUCUGGUCCAUUGUGGAAUUCAGAUUGCAACACUAAAAUGGCAAUCCAACCUUUGUAAUAAGUUCAUCUGUAUCAAAGCAGAAAUAUAAUAAAAAUGGAAUGACGAAAGUUUGAAAUAAAUCGGACCAUGAUAUAUGAGGGUUUGAAGUAAGAGAUCACUAAUUAUUUACAAAUCUCAAAUUUUAAAGUACAAUGUUGAAUCAAUUCAUUGCAUUUUAAUAUGUAAGGUGCCAUCAAUGAAAAGAUUACAUGACACCAGUGUUUUCAUUUUUUCACAAUUUCCAUGGUCCAUUUUUUAAAAUGGAAUCACAUUUGUUAAGUUUCAAGAGAAAGGCAAGCUUUUGGUAAUAUUCCAAAUUUCCAAUUGUUUUAAAUUCAUUACCAACAUUUUUGCACUUAUAAUUAAGGGUUAAUAAGUUGAUAAAUGUUGGAAUUCUGUGGUUAUUUUUGUUUAUUCUUGCCAUUGAUGUUACUUAAUGUAUAUUUGACAAUUUUUGUCCAGGGUGUAAUAAAAAUAAUAAGAUCAUGCCCAUUGAUAUAGUGCCUGUACUAUAAUUUAAAUAUACUCUACUGCCCUAAUACAAAGUAUCAUAUUUUCCCCCGGCUAUAGCUCAGCCCCCAUGAUAGGGUGCUUAAGCAGUCAAGGAAUUACUUCCUACCAGGUGCCAAUUUAGUUCACCCGGGUGGAGAGUGGCUAAUGUAGAUUAAUGUUGUACAGUAUAAACCAUAGCAAAUAGUAUAUAUGAACUUGUAAAUUGUUUAUUAGAUUGUAUUUAUAUUGAUCAUGUUAUGUGUUUUGUUAGUUCCAAUUGUUUUACACUAUUCUGGGAUCUGUGAUGUACAAAUUUUGUAAGAAAAGGAGAUGGGAGAUAGAAGAGCAACUGCAAAUAUAUAGUGGCAAAUUUUAGUAGUAUUAGCUAUAGCCUAUAUGAAAUAAAUGAACCUGCUGCAUUGAUCAGUUAAUGAUAUUUGAGACUA